This is a messenger RNA of Marmota monax (woodchuck), 2137 nucleotides long. It is a transcript of the gene Clns1a, whose product is annotated as chloride nucleotide-sensitive channel 1A. Gene Ontology annotation, cellular component: plasma membrane; methylosome; spliceosomal complex. The transcript has 7 exons. The record is from RefSeq and is a predicted model, not a curated record. Lineage: Eukaryota; Metazoa; Chordata; Mammalia; Rodentia; Sciuridae. The coding region runs from base 83 to 811 and encodes 242 amino acids. Gene Ontology annotation, biological process: chloride transport; mRNA cis splicing, via spliceosome; cell volume homeostasis.
UCUGGGUUGCUUGCCACCGCUUCCGGGGCGUGUUGCAGCGAGCGGGUAUUGCUGUGUCUUAGCUUUCUGAGAACCUGUUUCGAUGCUCCCGGGUACAAUGAGCUUCCUAAAGAGUUUCCCGCCGCCGGGACAGGAUGAGGGGCUUCGGCAACAGCAGCCAGAUACAGAGGCUGUGCUGAACGGAAAGGGCCUCGGUAUCGGCACUCUUUACAUCGCGGAGAGCCGCCUGUCUUGGUUAGAUGGUUCUGGAUUAGGAUUCUCACUGGAAUACCCCACCGUUAGUUUACAUGCGGUGUCCAGGGACCUAAAUGCUUAUCCUCGAGAGCAUUUGUAUGUUAUGGUGAAUGCCAAAUUUGGAGAAGAAUCAAAAGAAUCUCUUGCUGAUGAAGAGGAGGAAGACAGUGAUGAUGAUGUUGAACCUAUUACUGAAUUUAGAUUUGUGCCUAGUGAUAAAUCAGCAUUGGAAGUGAUGUUCACUGCAAUGUGUGAAUGCCAGGCUUUGCAUCCAGAUCCUGAGGAUGAAGACUCAGAUGAUUAUGAUGGAGAAGAAUAUGAUGUGGAAGCACAUGAACAAGGGCAGGGGGAUAUUCCUACAUUUUAUACCUAUGAAGAAGGAUUAUCCCAUUUAACAGCAGAAGGGCAAGCUACACUGGAGAGAUUAGAAGGAAUGCUUUCUCAGUCUGUGAGCAGCCAGUAUAACAUGGCUGGGGUCCGGACGGAAGAUUCAGUAAGAGAUUAUGAAGAUGGCAUGGAGGUAGAUACCACACCAACAGUUGCUGGACAGUUUGAGGAUGCGGAUGUUGAUCACUGAAAAUGAUUUAUGCUGCUUAAAAUUUUCGGCGGACACAACAUCUUUGUUUGUAUGUGGUGCUGAGGAUCGAACCCGAGCCGCACACAUGCCAGACGAGCGCGCUACCGCUUUAGCCACAUCCCCAGCCCCUAUAUUGUCCUUUUCCAGCUCAAGUAAUUAAAGUAUAUGUUAGUAAUAAUUUAAGACCAUGUAGCUAGUUCAUACUAUUCAAAGAUAGGACUGAUAACCUUAGUUAACUUUAUACACUGCAAAAUUUUCACAUUGUUAAAUUGUUGUCCUCUCCUCCCUGUAACAGCAUUGUCUUCUCGAAUUAUCUUCCAGAUCCUUUUAUUGAAGCAUAUGUUAGUAACAUGGCAAGAUUUAUAAUAAUUUUGUUUUCUUCUGGUAUAAAUUUUAGCUCUGGCUUUUCUGAAGUUAAAAUUUUAAUUUCCUGUACCCUUGUUCCAUUUAAUAUCAGAGACCAGCCUUUUAAAAUUCCAGACAGACCUUCCAAAUUAUUGCCACUGUGGAUUUAACAUUGCUUCUCAUACUAACCAUGAAUUGUGAUAUUAGAUCUCUGCUUUCUUCUCAGAUCCUACCAGUAGAACUAUCAAAAAAUAACAUCAUAGAGUUCUGUGAUUUAUAUCUCUUCCCAUAAAUACUUAGUUCUUAUUUUCACAUUUACUUCUAUCAGUGGUAGCCAGAUAGUCUAAAAUUAGCAGCGUCUCCUCUGCACAGCCAUGUGUGUGCACACCGCUGGUGUUCUGUGAGUGUUGGCUCUCAUCCCUCACUUCUAGAUGUAACUUCACUCUUCUUCAUGGGAGACCUUUUAGUACCAACCUCAAUCACCUUUCCUGAUCAAAUUCUUUAUAGCACAUUGUUUUUUUGUUUUGUUUUUUUCAGUUCAGAGAUAGUUGUUUAAUAACAGUUUUAUUGAGACUGGAUAAACAGAAUUUGGGGUCUUCUGAUUUUUCAUGUAUUUUCCCUGAAGAAUAGACUGUUCAGAGAACAUUGACCACUCUGUUAAUAAUGAUUAUGAGAAACUCAUUUGAUGUGUCGCUAGUGGUUAUUCAAAUGAGAUGUUACUGCAAUCCCUGGCAAACAUUCUUAGGAUUCUUUGUAAUGGUGAAAUAACCAUAAAAUAGCCACAAAAUUUCUAAUGAGCUGAUGAUUUGUUUUCUGUUAAUUUCAUGUUCUUUGCUCAAAGGCAAAGAGAUAUUUUAUUCAUAGUUUAUUCAGGCUUUCCAUCUGGGUAAUUGACCUGAAUUCCAAACAAUAUCUAUAAAUUUGUAAUCAUUUAAAAUUGUAUGUGCCUUUAAAGAAUAAACAAGGUAUAAUUAGAGUGUU